AUGGCACUAGUUAAUCCCAACAAUCAUGAUGCUGAUGCUACUACUUCUGUGGAAAAUAUGAUGCAACGUCAUGUACGUUCUCCUUCUCAGUCUUCAUCUGUUUCCAGUGAAGAACUUCUUAUCUGGUCUAGAGAAGGGAAUGAUCUUGACUCUGACCUAUUUUCUGUUUCACCACCUUAUGAUGAAGAAUUACCACAUGUAACAAGUUCACAUUAUGAAAAUGGUUCCGUGACACAUAUAAAUGGAAAUUUGGAUUGUGAUAAUGAUGCUGGAAUUAGCACUGACAUGUCUAAUGUGAAUACAACGACAACAACACCAACAAUCUAUUCUUCGAACAACAAUAGUAAUCAUAGUCAUGGUUGUUCUGCUACCACCACCAACCUUCACUUCUCACCAUCUGCCUUAUCACCUUCAACAUCAAAGUCGUGUUUAUAUUAUAUCAAUGGAUCAUCUAAAUCUCAACUAAUGAAUUCGAAGCGAAUUAAAUUAACGAGAUCACCAGUGAAUGGAGUGUUACCUUCAUUAUCAUCGCCAACGUCAUCAUCAUCAUCAUCAUCAUCGUCAACGGCAAGAAUGCCGUCUUCUAAUAAUCAUGUUAAUAUGUCAACUAAUAUAUCUAAACAAAGAAAUCUCAACACCUUGGUAGAUGAUUUUAUUGAUUUAGACAUAAAAGCUACUACUACUACUACUGCCAACACUACUACUGCUUCGGGUACUUCAAUACCUGUCACAUAUUCUACUCUGCCGGAAGUCUGUUCUACUAUAGAUCCUCAAGAUUCACCUGUACCAUUUUUAUCAUGUUAUGUGAAUGGGCACGUUAAUCCCUCUGUGAACAAUUCAUUUAUUGCAUACAGUGUUACAGGACAGACAAGAGAUUCUCAGUCAACUGAAACAGAAAUGUGUAAUCACGAUCCUGUAGCCUUACAAUCCUGUCAUACACCAUUUGUCAACGAGAAUUCUACUUCUCAAAAUGUUGUCAAUCGGUCAAAUAACGGAGGUGUUCACAAUAGCAAAGUAUUGCACUGUCAAUAUUUCAAUCCACUAAAUCAUUUGGCAACAGAAAAUGAUUCAGAUGAAGAUCUAAUAGGUGGUGGUUACUCCUUUCCAUCGCCGUCAUCAUCAACGUCGGCGUCGCCGUCGUCGUCUGCAUCAUCGUGUAUACACAUGCCUACACAUGCACCACAGCACAAUAACACAAGUUAUAAUAUCAGUCAUAACGAAAAUAGUAAUAAUAAUCAUAAUAAUAAAUCAGUGCAGAGAAUCAAUGAGAAUGAUGAAAGAGGUGGUCAUCACCAGCAGUAUUAUUGUUAUUAUUACCAUAGAAGUCUUCGCCCAGAGAUUGGAUUGAUUCCGUCUACACUAGCCGAAAACAUCCCACUUCCAUUCAUGCUCAUUCCGACAAGUGAAUUGGCAUCAGGUGAUUCACUUACCUGCACAGUUGUCAAUAUUUUGCGAGGUUUAGGCCUUUUAGAUCGUUGUGGUGUUGAAGAUUUAUGCGCAAGCCUAUAUGACUUUUGGAAUGAUGACAAUAAUAGUCAUAUCCCCGUGUACCCAGUGAACUCUUUGUUCAAGUCAUUAAUGUUUCCCAGUUGUUGGGAAUCUCGACUUGAUGAUACUGUCGUCACGCGGUCAUCAUCUUUCACUUCAUGUACCCUGGUGAAUAAUACACGACGAUCAACAGUGCCUGGUGAACAUUAUGCCGCUGAACGUGAUCAUUAUAAUUUAUUCAAUUGUGAAAAUAAACUAAUCAAUGGUAGCUGUCUAGUCAGUUAUCUGUUAUCGUGUAGUUAUAUGGGUACAAGUUUUCUUGUACCACAUUCAAUCUACGAUGCUAGUGAUACAUCCCCGCAGUGUUGUUCACGUCCGUCAACAGCUUGUUGUCAUUUUGUAAUUGAUCGAAGCCAGCAAACGGCAUCUUCCUCAUCAUUGUUAUCAUCGCAAUCAUCGCCAUGUAAUAAUCCGACGGCAUAUCAUACAAGUUUAGUUCAACCAACAAUGAAUUGGCAUAGAGGAUGUGCUAAUAAUCUUGUCCUUAUGCUUACUCAUCAUACGACAGGCUCUAAAAAUUCCUCGUCUGUUGUUGAUAAACUGUUAACUGGUCGAUUUUUCCCCGGCUAUUCGUCAUGGCAAUCUGUAUGGCCAUUCAACAAUAAAAAUAAUCGUAAAUAUUUUGAUUACAAGUCGUCUACUACUCAAGAAAGUACUACUACUACUACUACUAUUAAUAAUAAUAAUAUGACAAGUACUCUCGCAUUAUGGUUUUCUGCAUGGUUACACUGUGGGGCAGUACCUGUGUUAGCUCAGUUAUCGGAUUCUACUCAUCAUUCAAGUGAUCAGUGUAAUUUGUCGGAUUUCUCUCUACUGAAUGAUAGGUCUAAAAAUCCUCCCCAUCCUCCGCCUCCUCCGCAACCAUCACCUCCACCACCACAAGAACUUGUUUGGCGUCAUCGGCUUGUUUACGGUGUUACGGAAAAAAAUGAAGUUUACCUGACAAAUCCAAAUGAAUUAGUCCCUGUACAAUAUGUAUUAGAUCAGUUAUCUAGGCAAACAGAAAUACGUAUUACUAAGGCGCAAAUUUCAAAUUUAUGGACUAAGCAUUACUUACAUUCUAAGUUUUAUAAUGACAGAAAUCAGACUACAAAUAUUAAUGAUAAAGAAAUUCUUUCGUGUAAAUCUACAUUUUUCACUGGCGAAAGUCUCACUUUACUCGCCAGACAUCCAGAUCCUAGAUGGGCUUCCAUGAAUAUAAUGGGACAAGUACUUUGUGCUCUUCGUAGUCUAGAACGAUGGGCUGAUAAUCUUGAGCUAUCCACUGCAUCAUCAACUGACUGUGGAAAUCACCAGUCAUCAGUAUUUCUCGAGACGAACUCUUCAUCUAUCAGUUUCAGCCGUAAUAGUUCCACAGAAGCAGAACAAUUUUCAACUCCUCCAGCUAUUGUUAUCCCAUCAGCUCAAGUACCUGGUAUCAGUCUGUUUGUUGUGAAAUCCAACUGGGAACUAGUUCAUACCCUGUUGCAGAGUAAAUACAUCCAAUAA
Messenger RNA from Trichobilharzia regenti, 3036 nucleotides. NCBI's taxonomy places the organism in Eukaryota, Metazoa, Platyhelminthes, Trematoda, Strigeidida, Schistosomatidae. The record is from the annotation of a GenBank genome assembly.